Molecule: messenger RNA, 225 nt
Organism: Pleurotus ostreatus (oyster mushroom)
Lineage: Eukaryota; Fungi; Basidiomycota; Agaricomycetes; Agaricales; Pleurotaceae
Exons: 2
Coding region: 1-225 (74 amino acids)
Source: RefSeq, a predicted model, not a curated record
AUGAUUCGCCGCUCGCCUACGCAGAUUGACAUGACGGAUUUGGACGUACAAGACAUCCGAGAGCACAUCGCCUUAGAGCUUGCGCAGGAAAACCAAGCCAAAGUUAGGGCUGCUGCUGAGGCGAAUGCUGUUGUCUUCGCAGAUGCUGCGGCAGCCGCGUCACGAGCCAUGGAGAAGGAGCGCAGACUCGGUAUCCGUUAUUAUAUCAACUACAUGAAGCAAUGA